AUGUCCUUCCGCGGCAGGACCAUGGCACCUCGCUCAGGAAAAUAUUGGUUACCAUUCAUUUCUUGGGCUGUUCUUGUUUUUCUAACAGCUUUGGGAUCUCAGAACAACACGAUACAUUUUGUGACUGAGUUUAUCCUCCUGGGUUUCAGUAACCAGGGGGAGAUGCAAGGUAUUUUCUUCUCCUUGAUUCUGGUUCUUUACCUCCUGACCUUGCUGGGGAACGGGGCUAUUGUUUGUGCUGUGAAAUGGGAUCGGCGGCUCCACACACCCAUGUACAUCUUCCUGGGAAACUUUGCCUUUUUAGAGAUAUGGUAUGUUUCUUCCACCGUCCCAAACCUGCUGGCCAAUAUCCUCUCUGAGAAUAAGACCAUCUCCUUCUCCGCCUGCUUCCUCCAAUUCUAUUUCUUUUUUUCACUUGGCACAACAGAGUGUUUCUUCCUGUCAGUUAUGGCUUAUGAUCGGUACCUGGCUAUCUGUCGACCAUUACACUACCCCUCCAUCAUGACCAUGAAGUUCUGUGUGAUUCUGAUUUGUGUCUGCUGGGUGAGUGGCUUCCUCUGCUACCCAGUCCCGAUUGUCCUAAUCUCCCAACUUCCUUUCUGUGGACCUAACGUCAUUGACCACUUUGUGUGCGACCCAGGACCGUUGUUUGCACUGUCCUGCAUCCCUGCUACUUCCACAGAGCUUCUCUGUUAUACCUUCAACUCGAUGAUUAUCUUUGGGCCCUUCCUCUCCAUCUUGGGAUCCUACACUCUAGUGCUCAGAGCAGUGCUCCGGGUUCCCUCCGGUGCUGGUCGCACUAAAGCUUUCUCCACAUGCGGAUCCCACUUAGUGGUGGUAUCUCUAUUCUAUGGGACUCUUAUGGUGAUGUAUGUGAGCCCAACAUCGGGGAACCCAGCAGGAAUGCAGAAGAUCGUCACUCUGAUUUACUCAGCCUUGACCCCCCUCUUAAAUCCUCUCAUCUAUAGUCUCCGAAACAAAGACAUGAAAAACGCCCUAAAGAAAGUCCUGGGGCUAACAACUAUCCAAACCUGAGACAGUUUUAAAGAAGCCAUGGGUCACUUUUUAUAUUAG
Molecule: messenger RNA, 1074 nt
Organism: Acomys russatus (golden spiny mouse)
Lineage: Eukaryota; Metazoa; Chordata; Mammalia; Rodentia; Muridae
Product: olfactory receptor 11H6-like
Exons: 2
Biological process (GO): G protein-coupled receptor signaling pathway
Cellular component (GO): membrane
Molecular function (GO): olfactory receptor activity; G protein-coupled receptor activity
Source: RefSeq, a predicted model, not a curated record